Stylophora pistillata is the source of this 2363-nucleotide messenger RNA. RefSeq names its product CUE domain-containing protein 2-A. The record is from RefSeq and is a predicted model, not a curated record. Lineage: Eukaryota; Metazoa; Cnidaria; Anthozoa; Scleractinia; Pocilloporidae.
UGUUUUGGCGGGACAUAGCGAAAUUGUUUUGAAUCCGUCGAAGGCCUUUCUUUCGUGUUGUGACACAGAAAUCUCCCUCGAAUCAGCAAAAUUUUGGUCCACAUUUGGGGCGCGAUACAUUUUUUUACCUUGUGGCUCAUUAACGUAAUUGAACAAACAACGUACAAAUCAUGGAGGAAACUGUGAGAGAUGGACUGAUUCAGUUUUUAGAGCAGAAAGUACCUGCGGAAACUUUAAAUUGUGUAGAUGACAUUGUUCUCUGUUAUAUUGUAAAUGUCCUGGAACAACUUGGUGAAGAUGAGGAGUUUGAUGUGGAUGAAUUUGCUGAAAUAAUGGCUGCUUACAUCCCAGGGUUUGAUGCAGUCAAUAGGUGCUUUGUUGUCUUGACUUGCAAGGAUGCUGUUCAAAGUUGGAUGCUUGACUUGGCAGACAAGUUAGUCAAGACUAGAACUUCAAGGAAUGCAUGUAGUAUCUCCACAGCCUUCCCCAAAGAUGCUUACACUGUGACAAGAGAGGACAAUCAUCACAGAUCAUUGGCCAGUUUAGAGGCAGAGAGUGUUCAAAGUAGUGAUCUUGCUAAAGAUCAUCAAAUAAUAACUUCACUGGGACACUCUAGUUCAGAUGAACAGGGUGUAAACAGUCCCCUAGUUGAAAGUACCAAGGUUCAACCUUUUUCAAAGAAUGGAUGCAACCAAGACUUCAAAGCAGAGAAAAAUAUUGAACUCAAAGAGAAUGCAGGCAAUGCAAGCCUAAGUGAAGAAAUUUCGAUGCUAACAGAGAUGUUUCCUGAGGCCUGUUCUUUAGAACUACAAAACUGUCUGAUGGUGGCAAAUGGCGAUGUUGAGUCUGCUGUACAAGUGAUGCUAUUAAAGAAAGAAGACAUCGAUAAAGAAUGGAAGGAGAACAUUCAUCAGACUGUAGACCAUGUUUCUCCAAAGGUAUCCUUUUUCGUCUGUCAGAUUUCUCAAAUUGAUGAAAAGAAACUGGUUCGAUAUCGAGACAAUCAAGUCGUUAGCACUAAGGGUGAGCGUUUUUCUUUGGUGAAGCAAGAGGAAUCUGAGGAAAUGAAGAAGACAUAUGUGAACAUCAAACCGGCACGGAAAUAUCGAUUCCACUGAUUUUUCAUUCUCUACACCGAACUUGGGUGAUCUGAACCCGAGCAGAAGACCUGCAAGCCUUUUACACAUAUGUGAUGACAGGAAACUUGCACGGUGCGGACAGGCGAACUCAACUGCAGUCUUCUCGACACGGAUUUGACGUCAAGUUCAACUUCUAAAGUUUUGAACGUCGCAAAAUUGAAAGCGAUCUGGGACAGAGCGAAGGACGAUCGAGCCUUAAUCGUGAUUAAGUGAUAUAGAGAUGAAAAGGAUUGCUUUUGAGGGCAACUAAUAGAUAAUAAAUCACCUGACUUAAUGAACCUGGGCCAUUACAGGUUUUGUAAUCUUCUGCUUUCUCCUUCGCAAAGAUGAAAUACAAUUUUAAUUUUGUUUACCUAAAGAAAUCGCCGUAAGCGACAUUAGUCGCGGUAAAUUUGGUCAUAGCUCGAUGUGAAUCUCUCUUUAUUUACAUUUGCUAUUUUUAAUCGUUUUAUUUAAACUUUAUCACUUUCCGUAUUUGUUCCUUGUAACGUGGCGUAACACAGUUCACAACUUCUUUUUCACUCUGCGUGGGUUUCAAGAUUGUCUCGAUUUUCAAUGCGUGCAAUUGGUUUUUCUUUUUUGAUGGUAAAGCUCUUGUCAAUUUUUGACAAUGUUAUAUUUGCUUUUGUGGUGAAAUCCUAAUGUAUACAGCUGCACCUUCUAAACAGAUUCUACGUCGUUACGUUGGCAUUUGUCAUUUACAAGCAAUAAUACGAAUUUUAAUACAUUUUUAACAGUAUAAGAUUUUAUUUCCUCUUGUUUAUACGGCCAGUACAAUUAAAAUCUGAAUUGCGUGGCAAGCUUUCUAUCUUGUGCAUAUACUGUAGCCUUUGAUAGCAACUGGAAAGGAUAGUUUGAAAGGAAGUUUUGACUAUUUCGUUAAGUGUAUAUUCAUCUUGGUGAAAGACAGCCAUCUUAAUUAAUACCCACCACAUUUCAAAAUCUUAGUUUAAAAGCGUACUUAAGCUGUAUUUUAAUAUUUCGCUGAUAUUUUAAAUGCGUCGUCCUGGCAUCUGCCUUUUUAUUUUUGAGAUGAAGGUCAGUAAAUUGUAUUAAGUAAAACUUAAUCAUCAUCUGUUUUGAUAUGAGUGUAAGAGGAACUGAAAUCUUUUUUUUUUAAUCUUUUUUUUUUCCCUAAUUCAAAAAUCGAGACUUCGUUUCAUUAACCUUUCCAGCUGUUCUUUGUUUUACAAUUCGGUAAAUAAACGAGUCACCCUUGCAUUA